This is a messenger RNA of Xiphias gladius (swordfish), 3398 nucleotides long. RefSeq names its product axin interactor, dorsalization associated (gene aida). The record is from RefSeq and is a predicted model, not a curated record. Gene Ontology annotation, cellular component: membrane. The transcript is spliced from 11 exons. Bases 170 to 1096 code for a protein of 308 amino acids. NCBI's taxonomy places the organism in Eukaryota, Metazoa, Chordata, Actinopteri, Istiophoriformes, Xiphiidae. Gene Ontology annotation, biological process: determination of ventral identity. Gene Ontology annotation, molecular function: phosphatidylinositol binding.
GGGUGAGCAGGCAGAAAGGGCUUGGUCGGGGUGUCACCGGUCUAUCUGUGCGCCUCCGGACAGCAGAUAACCUGGCUGACGACGCCGCCGCCGCCGCCGGAGCCCCGUAGAUGAAUCUCCUCCUCGGCUAUGCUGCCCUGAGUGCGCCGCGAGCACCCGCCCCGCCACAAUGUCCGAUGUCAACAAGACUGUUCAGAAAUGGCACGCCAGUUUUAAGAAAGGCACAGACUUUGACUCGUGGGGACAAUUAGUGGAGGCUAUAGAUGAGUACCAAAUUCUAGCGAGACAACUGCAGAAAGAGGUCCAGUCAACGAAUCCGUCAGACUUCACGGAGGAGCAGAAGAAAACUUUGGGAAGGAUCGCGACAUGCCUGGAAAUGAGAAGUGCCAGCCUGCAGUGCACGCAGUCAAAGGAGGAGUUCAAGUUAGAGGACCUGAAGAAACUGGAAACCAUAAUUAAAAGUAUACUGACCUAUAACAAAGAGUUUCCUUUUGAUGUCCAGCCGGUGCCCUUAAGGAAAAUCCUUGCUCCAGGUGAAGAGGAGAACCUCGAGCUGGAGGAGGAGGAGGAGGAUGCAGCAGCAGGAGCAGGUUCAACAGAGGCUUUCCCCCCGCGAGCCCCUGCUUCGCAAGGUACCUUGUUGCCACGGCUACCCUCAGAGCCAGGGAUGACACUACUUACAGUAAAGAUUGAAAAAAUUGGCCUGAAGGAUGCCGGGCAGUGCAUCGAUCCUUACAUGACCAUAAGUGUCAAAGAUUCAAAUGGUGUAGACCUGAACCCAGUGCAGGACACCCCUGUGGCCACCAGGAAGGAGGACACCUACAUUCAUUUCAGUGUGGACGUAGAGAUCCAGAGACAUGUGGAGAAAUUACCAAAAGGGGCAGCUAUCUUCUUUGAAUUCAAGCACUACAAACCCAAAAAGAGGUUUACCAGCACAAAAUGUUUUGCCUUCAUGGAGAUGGAUGAGAUCAAACCUGGACCCAUCGUAAUUGAACUGUACAAGAAACCCACAGACUUCAAGAGGAAGAAACUGCAGCUUCUAACAAAGAAACCACUUUAUCUCCAUCUUCAUCAGACAUUACACAAGGACAGCUAAGUCGGAGCACGCCUUGAACUUUGCACCUCCUCUUUGAAUCUCUAUGACAUCCACAUCCAGCAAAAUGUGGUAUUCCACCUUAUCACAUCCAGCAAUACUAAAUGAAGCCCGCUGUCUUUUUUUUUUUGCCCAGCUUUCCACAGUAUAUGAAGAAAGUAAAGGGAACUGAGCCAAACAUUAGUCACAUCAGCUCAGACCGCCACAUUAGUUUUUCCAUUUUUAUAAUCUUUGAUUUUGUUGUAAAAUGCAAAUCUCCUCUGUUGCAGGAAACCCUUCUCCAAAAGUAGUGGUGGUUUGACUAGCCGGAGACCAAGGGUUUUCAUAUUACAGCAGUGGUUUUGUUGAAACGGUUAAACACCUCAUCUCUAGUCUUCCUUAGCUCUCUGAUUUUGGGAAAUGGGACAAAACACGAGUCGUUGCAGGUGCUUAAUUUUAAGUUUAAGACUUUAUAGAGUUGUUGGACAUUGACCCUUGGACUGAAGUUAAAUUCAGCAAAACAUUAAAGGUACUAUGUGUAAGAGUGUGAGAUGCAAUUUACAUGUAUUAAUAUUGUUUUUUUGUUUUUGUUUUUUUUAUUGCAAAUGUGUGAACGGAUUGUAAUUUAACUUAAAAGAUGAGACCCUCCCCGACUUUGUCGGUUGCCUGUAACAGCCUGUGGACUAAUUUCUAUGCAAGGGACUCGGGACAAAUUUACCGACUCGCUCCCGAGUGCCUUGCCUCAAUGCCUCUUUUCCGCUCCCGUGCGGCGCCGACGGUGUGCAACACUAGUUAGCCUCAGCUUAGAAACGGAACCCGCUUACGUCAACGAACAACCAGCUCCCAGCACAAAACAAGACGUAUGUUCUUUAGAACCUUUACGUCCAUUAUCUCCAGUCUAACGUUACUCAUCCCACCCCAUCACCUUUUUUAUAACUGAUGUGAGUUUAGGAUUAUCACUGUCUCAACCCACUGCCAGACCCAUUCAAGUACAGUAACGUUACCUGACAAUAUACUGUAAAACGUCGCACUAAUGCUGACACAUUAGUGCAUCGAUUUGGCAAAAUGAGAGUUGUGAUUGGAAAACUAUCACGUCAAUAAUGAAUUGUGGCAGCAUGUGGCAGCAAAUUUAGCUAUGCUAACAUGGCUGAGCCUCUCGGUGGAAGCUAGACAAACAGGGAUUGAUAGAGCUGGCUAGCUAGCUAAUGCCCACGUAUCAUAAAUGCAGUCAGUGUAUCAUACAACGAGAAUGGAUUGGUUCAACGUCACUGGCCUAUAUUGUGCUAGCGAGUAGGGCUGUCACAAUUCAUUCGAAGUCGAGCACUCGUUCGAACGCGAGCUUGCCACCCAAGUGAGGCAGCGGAGGCACCACAGACGAGCGGAGCGACGUCGAGCGUACAACCUCGUCUGACUGCCCACCAUUCAGCGCACUCGGCUGCGGCAGGUGUCGUUUGAACUUUGUUCGAACUUGAUUUUUGGAGAGAGUGACAGCCCCACUAGCUAGCAAGUUGAUAGCAAUAGUAGGCUUUACAAAUCCUGUUUCAAAAAAACAUAACGCUAUCUCCACACUUUGUUUUUAAGUGCUGUUCCAGCGCUUGAGAGUCAAAUAUAGUCUUUAGUUUCAAAUAUAGUUUAUAGUCAAACUAUAUUAACUGUAACUUUAGUUACCUCAUUUGUCAACAUGAUGCCCAGGAUGCUCGCUAGCGCCUACCUACGGAGUGCGAGCUUGAGCGCGAGCAACAGGAUGCUGACUGCAGUUCACUUAACGGCCACGGGUGUCAAUAAUAAUAAGGGUUUUCUGAAUGUUACUUAUUGUACCUUUUUUUAAAAGCAACAGUAGUCUGCCUAAAAAUGUGGACUUGUUGGGGAAGUUGAAGCAAAGUAUGCGAAGCCAUUUCCAGGAUAAAUAGCAUGCAAGCAGUGGCACAGUUUGUUUGCUUCAUCAAGACACCAAAAGUGCAUUCUUGAAUUUUAUGAUAGUACAGCAUGGUUUAUGGAGUCUCCAGCGUGCCAACAUUAUAAUCAAAUAAUAAAUCAGUGAAUUUAAAAACACUUUUACAAACUGAUGAAUUAAAUUUGCAUUUAAAUUCAUUAUAAGAAAGUAAAAAUAAUGAUUAAGUUAUCCAAUUAUGAUUGAAUUUUAAUUACUCUCACUUAAGUUCUUAAUAAACGAAUUGUUAAAUUGGAAUCACAAAAAUAAUUUUAAAAAAGGUUAUUAAAUGAUACGCAGACACUAGUAAGAGGAAUUAUAAAGUAUCAAAAUCCAUUCCUACUAUUUGUUUUCUGUUUAAACCUUUAGUUUCCAUUUUAUGCUUUUUUAAUAUUA